This is a messenger RNA of Cotesia glomerata, 1193 nucleotides long. It is a transcript of the gene Dnz1, whose product is annotated as palmitoyltransferase ZDHHC3-A. NCBI's taxonomy places the organism in Eukaryota, Metazoa, Arthropoda, Insecta, Hymenoptera, Braconidae. Gene Ontology annotation, cellular component: Golgi apparatus; endoplasmic reticulum. The record is from RefSeq and is a predicted model, not a curated record. Bases 81 to 917 code for a protein of 278 amino acids. Gene Ontology annotation, molecular function: protein-cysteine S-palmitoyltransferase activity. Gene Ontology annotation, biological process: protein targeting to membrane; peptidyl-L-cysteine S-palmitoylation. The transcript is spliced from 4 exons.
AAUGACAAUAAAUUUUAAAAUGAUUUUGUGGUGAUAAUUCUCUUAGAAAACAAUUUAUUUGUUUGGAAUAAUUUUUAAAAAUGUUUGUAAAAGACCCGUGCGGAAUAGUCUGUAUUUUAGUGACGUAUAUCGCAGUAUUUUACGCUGAUUAUGUUGUCAUACGAUGGAUUAUUUUGCAUACGAUGCAAGACAGCUUAUGGGGCCCAUUUCACGUGGUUUCUUUCAACACGAUUCUACUGUUGCUGAUGAUGUCCCAUUUGAAAGCAAUAUGUAGCGAUCCAGGUGUGGUUCCUCUUCCUCAAACCAGGAUGGACUUUUCUGACAUCCAUACUGGUGGCACUGGAGCUAGUGAUGAUUGUGAGGAAAGAGAUGAUUGGAGUGUUUGCACUAGGUGCGAGACUUAUCGGCCGCCUCGGGCUCAUCAUUGUAGAAUUUGCGAGAGGUGUAUUCGGAGAAUGGAUCAUCAUUGUCCAUGGAUAAACAAUUGUGUUGGAGAACGUAAUCAAAAGUAUUUUAUUCAAUUUCUCGUAUACGUUGGUGUACUUGCCGUUUAUGCUAUUUCAUUGGUAAUUGUUUCAUGGGUUACUGACUGCCCAGAAUGUAGUACUGAUGUAACUAUAAAACAAAGUAGGAUCUUGCAUUGCGUGAUAUUAGUCCUGGAAUCAGCUCUAUUCGGAAUGUUCGUGGUAGCAAUCCUUGUAGAUCAAUUCCAAGCGAUUCUCGGAGAUGAAACAGCAAUUGAGCGGCUUCAGGGUGGACACAAUCACUACCACCAUCACCCGAAAUCACGUCGUGCUAUCACACUUCUCUCCCAGGUCUGCGGUAAAAGUCAUCCUAUUUUGUGGCUCUUUCCUUGUCACAAUCCACCGCGUUAUUCAUUCCGUCGUGAUGAUCGACUGCUCGAUCACGAAGUAUAAGUCUGCUUUAUUUAUUAUCUUAAAAUAUAAUUUCAACAUUUAUUUACUAAGUACUGAUAAUAAUUAAUCUUAAAAAAAAAAAAUAGAAUUAUAUUUGAGCUUAAUGUCAAUUAAUUGAAUUAUUGGUAUUCUUCCGUUGAUUUUUUGAAUCAGCAAUCAUGAUCACUUUGAUCAGCUUUAAUUACAUAUCCGAUAAACGGCCUUUAUCUAAAUUAGCUUGAUUAUUUUGUCUAUACCUAAUUAACUAAUUAUACUGUUACAAAUUAUAAAUUAUAA